This is a messenger RNA of Rotaria sp. Silwood2, 702 nucleotides long. Lineage: Eukaryota; Metazoa; Rotifera; Eurotatoria; Philodinida; Philodinidae. The record is from the annotation of a GenBank genome assembly.
AUGACGUCUUCAUCACCGUCAAAAGCUCUUUGUGCACCAUGUGGCAAAAAUGGUGUGGGUAUUUUUAAAUGUGAAGGAUGUACACAAGUAUUUUGUCGAAAACAUUCUGUUGAACAUAGAGACACUCUUAGUCAUCAAUUAGAUAAUAUCGUUCUUGAACAUGAUAUUCUACAGCAGACGAUUGUUGAGUAUGAAGAUAAACAAAAUCAUUGCCAUCCUCUUAUUGAGCAAAUUAACAAAUGGGAAACAGAUGCAAUCGAAAAGAUUCGACAAACAGCACAAGAAGCACAACAACAAGUUAAUAAAUUGAUCAGUACACAAACAGAAAUCGUGUCAAAGAAACUGAAUGAUCUUGCUAAACGAUUGCGAAAAGCUCGUACAGAUGAUGAUUAUGUUGAAACUGAUCUUCAAAUAUGGGCAACUAAACUUGAAAAAUGGAAACGUUAUAUUACUGCUGUUUUCCAUUCGAUUAAUAUUAAUGAGGAUCCAACCAAUAUACUUAUUGCUAAAAUGUAUAUCUCUUCUACAGUGCAACAACUAGACUUCCAAGAACGAUUUGGACAAGUUUCUGGCGAUAUUUAUAUUGAAGAUAAUGGCCGUGUGAUUAAACACGCAAUAAUUUUCAUUAAUACAAAACAGAAAACUGUCAUACUAUCAUCAACAAGUUCAAUGCCAGUUCCUAGUGUCGUAUUACAAAAUUAA